Molecule: messenger RNA, 1179 nt
Organism: Dibothriocephalus latus
Lineage: Eukaryota; Metazoa; Platyhelminthes; Cestoda; Diphyllobothriidea; Diphyllobothriidae
Source: the annotation of a GenBank genome assembly
AUGCGUGCAGAAUGCGCCUCCUCGAGGCAUUGGAGUGCAUGCGGCUGUGAAAAUGGCCAAGACCGCGAGGACAGCGGGAGCAGGAUUUGCCUCUGUGCUGCCUCACCGCAGACAAUGCAGCGCGUCCCUUUGACCAACCGUAAUCGGUCUCCCAAUAGUCCUGAGACCCCAAAAGACGAAGAUUUUACCAAUCAUGUGCCCUCCGACUCCUCCCAAAUGGACAUCCUAAAGGGCUGCAAGGUCCCCAACAGGUAUCCGCCGAACCCACAGACUAAAAGACAUGAUUUCUGCUCGCCGGGAUUGCGCUCUAGGUCCCACUUUCCCUCCAGUCGAUUCCUCUACCUAUGGUCUGGUUGGAUAAGUCUCGUCAGCUUGUACAAUGUGUGGAUUAUCAUCUACAGGUAUGCCUUUGACGAGCUACACCGAAGCACAAUCAAAGUGUGGUUUCCGCUGGACUAUACCGCUGAUGUCUUCUACAUACUGGACAUUCUCCUGGGUCUACGGACACCGUUCCUGCAGGACGGUAUGCUUCAGCGAGAUCCCCAAAAGACCCGAAAACACUACAUGAAUUCCACGCGUUUCUACAUUGAUUGUCUGUGCCUGCUACCGCUCGACUUUUUGUACCUUUCCAUAGGAUUCAACUCGCUGGUUCGAAUAUUUCGCACAGUAAAGUGUUACCGCAUCUGGGAUUUUGUAUAUAGGGCUGAGCGAAUUGUCAGACGAUCGAGUUUACUGCACGUCUCUUCGUGGGUACUAUUCAACCUUCUUUUUAUACACUGGAAUGCCUGUCUUUAUCGGUGCAUAAUGAAGGCUUUUGGUGUGCAAAUAGACCUACGAGGGGGCUCAACCGGGUACCCGACCCAGCAUGGAGAGGGUACGGGUGUAUCCUUAAAUGACACAGUGAGUGCACAACAGUGCGCCUUUGCUAGUUACUUGCAUUCCCUCUUUUGGAGUCUGCGUUGUAUGGCCAUGCUUCACCCGCUGCCUGCAAAUGGCGACUUCAGCGACUUCCUUUAUGGUUACUUUGUCCUCGAGGCCCUGAUCGGUAUUCUCCUGCUUGCGCUUCUUUACGGAAAAUUGAACAAUGCGAUUGGGAACUACGACGCGACUCAGAACGAAUUUCAGGGUAAGUGCCGCCCAGAUUUUACGAUGAAGCUUAGCUUAGCGUUUACUCAGUAA